This is a messenger RNA of Seriola aureovittata, 2611 nucleotides long. It is a transcript of the gene eif4ebp2, whose product is annotated as eukaryotic translation initiation factor 4E binding protein 2. Gene Ontology annotation, molecular function: eukaryotic initiation factor 4E binding. The coding region runs from base 174 to 518 and encodes 114 amino acids. The transcript is spliced from 3 exons. Gene Ontology annotation, biological process: negative regulation of translational initiation. Lineage: Eukaryota; Metazoa; Chordata; Actinopteri; Carangiformes; Carangidae. Gene Ontology annotation, cellular component: cytoplasm. The record is from RefSeq and is a predicted model, not a curated record.
CCUGCCUUGCUGAGGGAGGGGACGGUGCUGACGGCUGGGAGGACGAAAGGAGAAAGAAAGCUUUUGGGAAGAUAAAAGAGAGAGGGGAACGGCCCGGGUUUCCACCGUCCGUCGGGAAAUAAACACCCCAGAUUCCUGUUGCUGCUGGAUUCGUCACCAAAUCAGCGCCGAAAAUGUCGACCAGUCGUCAGCUUAGCGAGAGCAGGGCCAUCCCGACCAGGACGGUGUUGAUCAACGACACAACGCAGCUACCUCAUGACUAUUGCACCACCCCUGGAGGCACUUUAUUCUCUACCACUCCUGGAGGAACCCGGAUCAUCUAUGACCGCAAGUUCCUACUGGAUAGGCGUAAUUCUCCCAUUGCCCAGACUCCCCCAGCUCACCUGCCUGUCAUCCCCGGGGUGACCAGCCAAAACGUCCUGAGUGAGAACAAGAAGAAUGAAGCCAACAACCACAUCAACAACCAUGAUGGCAAGCCCACAACCGGUGAUGACGCGCAGUUUGAAAUGGAUAUCUAACUGUCUGGAACCACACCAGCAAAAGAAAAUGACCUGGCAUCAACGUGCCAGUGGCUUGGCUUGUAGAAACCAAUGUUGUGAGCCCUCAUGGCAGCCAUCUUCUUUAGCUCUCUGUCUCGCUGCUGGAUGUAAUGUGUGUAAACCAUGGGGAUUCAGUAUAUCAUACAUACAGGUACAGUGUGACCAACUCUGGAAGCUAGGUUUAUUUGAAUAGAUUUCCAUGGUUACCAAAUGCUGUACAAAUCAACAACCACACAACACAGGGAGCGGGCCUGCAUAUGAAAUACCAAGAAACAUUGUCCAAUUAGUAGAUUGCAGUGCUCAUUUUACACCCUCUGAGUCAGGAUCCUUAACAGAGCACACUGUAAAACUGAUAAUAUUCCAAAUUUAUUGGGGGAGGAAGUGGUAAUUUUCAGUACUGGCCUUAGAAUCAGUCAAAAGUUUUGAUAUUCAUCACAGUCUUUUGAAGGCACUUGUGUUAUUUAAGUGAUUUUUUUUUUUUUUUCUUUUGGAACUACUUGAAAAGCUCCACAAUCUAUUCGCGGUUGUUUGGUCAGUUUAUUUUCCCCUGAUGCUACGUAAAGGGAUGAUGUUUUGUUUUUAUUUUCCAAUUAGGUGAAAAUUUCAUGCCAUUCCAAGAUUUUACUUUCCAUUAUCAACACGAGCCUGUGUGAAUUUCCAAUUUUCAGGGGAAAUCAUUUUUUCAAAAAUAAUUUUAGGCUGUGAUUUAAUUGUUUCAUAAUCAAAUGAUUGUAUUUCCCACUAUGAUAUAAAGCUAAUUGUAAAUCUAGCAACUGCGGACAAAAUUUUCAUUUAGAAUUAAAUUUCAGUAUAACAAUAUCGGGUCACUUGGUUCAUCUUCAUUCUGUCGAGAUCUUGCAAUAAAUGUUAUCUACACAUUUCUUUCCUGCUAAGAAAAGUGAAUACACCUUUAAAACCUACUUUAACUUAACUGGUUUUGUUGUGCUGGCAAGAUCUUUGUGUUCAUAAUUUGGCAACAUCUGUCAGAUGUUUUUCAAUAUUCAAGCCAGGUAAACAUUUUGAAAUAUAUGGAAAUGGUUAAUAUCCCAGUGUUCGUUCAAUAAAAAAAAAAAAACUUGAAAUAACCCAGAUGUUUUAUAUGCAUUUUAUUUUUUAAUACAGUUUCUUAGUAUUGAGGGUAUUUGUUUAGGAAUAAGCACUGUCAAGCCUUUGGAUUUGUAAGAUAUGUCAAGGAACCAGAAAACAUUGUUUGCAUUAGGCUUGAUAGAUGCCGUCCCUUAAUCUACAAAUCUGUCCCCAGUGUCCUUAAUCCGUUUUACAUUACCUUAUUUUCUUCAUGUGUCAUGUCUGCCCAUGCCUUACUUUACAUGAAAUGCAGUAACUAAAACUAGGUUCCUUGUCAUCAAUUUGUACUUUCCAACAGAUGUUUAUUUUUUCACUGUAACACUGAACAGGUGAUGUUGUACCUAGCAAUUGAGCAAAACAAAUACUUUUUAUGUUGUGUUUUUUUUUUUUUUUUUUUUACAUAAUUUCCUUCCUCAAGCUGCUGUGAAGUUUGAAAGUGUGAGGGCAUAAAUGUCAUUUUGGGAUUCUGAAGUUCAGAUGGUGAUGUGGUUAAAAGAGUGCCACAUGCUCAUUUAGUCCCAGAUCUUUUUUUUUUUUUUUUUUUACUCCAGUCAUCAUAGCAUCAUAGCAGCUCUGUUUUCAUUCAAGAUGCAUGAAUUCAAGUUUGUUUCUCCGUGUGACUGGAACCACUGAAUGGCUUAAAUGAUAUUUAUCAAAGAUUUUAGUUUGUUUCUUUUUGGCUGUGUAAUUAACUCUGGCCAAAUUUGGUGACAAAUACAUCAAGGGGUUGCUUGAACCCAAUUUGCGUUACACAUUUUUGGCGAUAAAAACUCUUUCUAUUACAGCAUCAUAAUUCAGAUUGCAAAUUUAUAUCAAAUCAGUUUGGUUUGACGAUGAGGGCUUAACAUUGUGUGUUGAAAGAGAUGUGAAACAAACUUACUGUAACUUUCUGUUCUGAUUUUCAACAACUUUAUUUUAAUUGAAACUCCAAUGGCAGUGGACACCAUUGCUGCGAGAUCAAUAAAGUUCCGUAACAAAGAAAAUAA